CUAGUCCUAAUGCACGAUCGUUUGACAACAUUCAAAAUCAAUUGCACAUGAUCAAAGCACUGAUUAUGUUUCCGCAAAUCUAAGAAGAACCGGGGAUUGAGUUCACGUUAGGAACAGGAGUGGUCUUUUUAUAUUACACCAUGGACGAAGAAGAUAUUCAUGAAUCUUCUGAUCAAUCUUCGAGGUCGAUGAUUGCCCACACAAAAACUGGAGACACAGAACGAUCUCAGAAAAACACCAUGAUGCCGUCAUUUUUUAACAAUGAAUUUGGAGAUUCUUCCACGGAGAAUCAUCAGGAAAAUGACGUUGAGGUGUCCAAUCUUUCCGAGGUUCCAAUUAAAGAUGUACACCUUGGCCUAGUUAUUGAAAAACCUAUAUUGGAGAAAACGUUUUUAGAUGCAGCACUUAUGGGGUUAAAAUUACUGAAAAAGGAUGACGCGCUGUGUGACGUUACUUUAGUUGUGGAGGGAAUGAAGCUCAAAUGCCAUAAAGUGGUUCUUGCAUUAUUUUCGGAAUAUUUCCAGACAAUGUUCACAACAGAAAUGAAAGAAGCAGACCAGAGUGAGAUUCAUUUUGACUGGAUUUAGAGGUAAAACUAUACAAAAGAUGAUCGCGUUCAUUUACAAAGGUUUCGACGGGUUCAACGUUACUGAUGCAAGAGAACUGUUGGAGGCUUCUAUUUUUUUCAGAGUAGAGUCCCUGAGGUACUUAUGCGAAAAGGCACUCUCUUUGAUAUUAGAUGUUCGAAAUGUAAAAACAUUUUGGAGGGCUGCCAAACGUUUCCAGGAGUGUCAUAGUCUUCGCAAAUCAUGCGAAGAAUAUUUGCUGUUUCAUUUCAGUAGUCUUAAGGAAGAAGACAUAUCGCAUUUAGACAAGGACGAGCUUGUAUUUCUCAUAUCUAAUCCCAGUCUGCGUGUGUCAAAUGAAGAUAAAGUUUAUCAAGCUGUAAGGAUAUGGUUUGAAUAUGGCGGACACUGCCGUAAACAGUACCUCAACGAGAUAUUCCAACAUGUCAGAUUACCCUUUAUAUCAAAUGAGAAUUUACACUGGCUUUAGUGAUACUUUUAGAUUUUUUAAAGAACACUCUAUGCAGCCAUUUGUUGAAGAAGCACAGACGUAUCAAAAUAAACUAAGUCGGCAGAUGGAAGAAUCAUCCAUCAGGAUGAGGCUUCGUCAACACUAUAACAUGGAAAAGGUACUUUUAGUUAUUGGAUUCAAGCAGCGAAUCACAUGUACUAAUCCAAGUAUGUGGGUCUGGCGUUUUGAUUACAGGCGAUGGUACACAUUGCGUUCAUCUUCAUGCAAGCUGGGGAAUGGCUAUGCCACAUGUAGAUAUGGGAAAAGUGAAGUUUUUUUCUGUGGAGGUCAAGGUAAGAGGACUUUUCUGAAAUUCGACGGGUUGACUGAUACGAUACUGCCGUGUACACAAAUGAUUACGGCUCGUAUGAGCCACUGUAUGGCAUGUGUUGGCGACUCGAUAUAUGUUCUUGGUGGCAAUGGCUUCCAAUUCGAAAAGAAGCAUGCCUGUCUAGUAGAAGAUAAACUGGAGAGCGUUGAGGUAUGGCGGCCAUCAGAUGCCACGUGGCAACAAUGUGGCCAUAUCAUGUCCCCUGUAUCUGGAGCAACGUCCUGUAUUUCUGGAAGCUUGAUUCUCCUCUACGGAGGAUACAUAAACCAAAAUGACAAAGAGCAUUCAAACUUGGCACAGUUUUAUGACACAAAAACAAACACAUGUGGACACCUUCAAGCCAAUCUGCCUCUCAAGUUCCAAAACUUGAAGUCUGCAAAUGUUUCAGGUGUGACAUAUAUUCUUGCCAACAACAAUAUAUUUGAAAGUGAAUGCAAAGACAAGUUAGAAUAUAACAAGGUUCAAUCCCUGCGGGAAAAAUGUGAUACCCAUAGCUUUGCAAAGCAUUCUUUCGCAAUGACGAAUGACGAGAAAUAUCUUUAUAUCUUAAAGGAAUGUUACAACAGACCAAUACCGAUUUAUGAUGACACCUCUUGGGAUCUGCGCCAAUAUAAUAUCGCAACACAUUUGGUGGAAAAUGCUUCCAAGAAUAUUCGAUUUUUUAAAUCUGACGUUUCUAUGCAUACGUUGGUGGUGGGAAAGUCUAUACUGCACGAAAAGUCUGUUGUGGUACCUAAUUCUGAAGGAUUUCUUACCUGAUAUUAUGACAGAUUUGUGUGUUUGAGGCAUCGAGGUAUCUUCUUAUAGAAAACUUGUUAAGUAUACCAUCUUUUUAAGCAUUGAUGUCAUUUUUUUUUAGUUUCAUCGGGGUAUGAAACAAAUUUUGUUUGCAAACUGUAUGAAUCCGCU
Molecule: messenger RNA, 2317 nt
Organism: Pecten maximus
Lineage: Eukaryota; Metazoa; Mollusca; Bivalvia; Pectinida; Pectinidae
Exons: 2
Coding region: 965-2167 (400 amino acids)
Molecular function (GO): protein binding
Source: RefSeq, a predicted model, not a curated record